AUGUCGGGUUCGAGUCCUGCUGGGGCUUCACACCCAUUGCGUUAUGCAGUACACACUUACGGUUGGGUUGAUCACCUCUUUCGUGUUCGCGCGCGUGCCUCGGUACCAACCGAUCGGCAGGGCAACCAUGUGAACAUAAAUGGCGCCAUCGAAGGCGGCCCCGAAUCGGGCGCGCCUGUCCAGGCUUGGCUGGCGGCGGCACGCGUGCCUUUGCUGAAAGGCAGCUCGACAGCCAGACACACGACGGGCAGGCGGCCAGAUCUGCGCACAGACGGACAAGCGGCCCGGCCCAGCCAAGCCGGUGCGACAGCUGGCGAC
Messenger RNA from Protopolystoma xenopodis, 318 nucleotides. The record is from the annotation of a GenBank genome assembly. NCBI's taxonomy places the organism in Eukaryota, Metazoa, Platyhelminthes, Monogenea, Polystomatidea, Polystomatidae.